Messenger RNA from Biomphalaria glabrata, 647 nucleotides. RefSeq lists its product as uncharacterized. The transcript is spliced from 2 exons. The record is from RefSeq and is a predicted model, not a curated record. Bases 69 to 647 code for a protein of 192 amino acids. NCBI's taxonomy places the organism in Eukaryota, Metazoa, Mollusca, Gastropoda, Planorbidae.
GCAGAGGUAAGAAAACUGAAUAAAACAAACCAUGUCUAUGUCCUACAUUGUCCUCUGUUGUCUUGGAGAUGCUUGGCUUAUCUCAAAGUAGGACCCAUACCUUAGUGAUGAGGCUGAUACCGUUCCUUCUUUCCUCCACCUUGUGGUCUUGGUGUUUACUCAGUAUGCCUCAGGCCGCUGGCCAGUGGUCAAAGAGCAUAGGCUGGGGAGGCGCAGGCAACGGCAAGAGGAGUAUGGACGCCAGGGGCAGCAGUGAGUUCCGCAUUAUAGGGCGCCCUGAUUUUUCUGGCUUCUCCAUUCAGUUAUUCACGCAAGACCAACGCCUUGAUGGGCAAAUUCCAUUGCCCAGUUGGAAUCACAAGCACCUAGAUGGACAAGACCCAAUGUCCAGUUGGAGUGACGACGAUCAACACCUCGAUGGACCAAACAGAGGACCCAGUUGGAAUCACGAGGACCGACAUCUUCAUGGACGCGACAAAAUGUCCAGUUGGUCUCGCGACGCUCAACUCCUCGAUGAACAGGACAGAAUGUCCAGUUUGAAUAACGAAGACCUACACCUCGAUGGGCAGGACCCAAAGUCCAGUCGGAGUGAUGAGUCUGUAGAAAAUGACAACACGAAAAUAUUCCUAUUGGUAAGUAUGGAUUGA